AUGAAGUUAAAGAAAUAAUCAUCUCAAAAAGAGACUUCUAAAAAAGAAUAAAAAAAGAGUAAUAUCAAAUUAUAACAUAGUGAGAAGAGGAUUUAAAGCCUGUAAAUCUUGUGGAUUCGAACUUCAUAUACAUUAAAAAAUUUGUAAGAAUUGUAAUCAUGAAAAUACAUUUGUGAAUAAAGUUUCAUUUACUUAAUCCAAAAACAAUACUAUUGAUUUUUUUAAAAAGAUAACAGAAACAUAAACUAAAGGUAAUUUACAAUACUUUAUUAAUUUAGAAAAUAUUGAAAAGAAAAUAAAAAAAGUUCCUUAAAAAUUAAUGACACGCAUUCAUGUUUUUAAGAAAUCAUUCCUCUAUAAUAAUGAAAGCAAUUUAGAUGAAAAUUUAAUCAAAUCUAUAUAUAAUAAUACAAUCCAAUAAGAAAGAAUAGAUCUAAUAUAAAGAAAUGAAUUUAAAUUAAACAAAAAAGAAAUUUUGGUAGAUUCCCUUCCUGUUGAAAGUGGUCAAUUUCAUAAAUUAGAAAAGGGUUACUUACUUUAUUUUGGUUGUUCUUUAUUGAAUAUAGUAAUAAAUAAAGGUGUUAUUUUAGCGAGUAUCUAAAUGAAUUAAUAUGAAAACUAAUAGUUUAGCUAAUUACAUCUAUAUGGCAAAACCUAUAAUGGUUAAGGAGUAUUGGGAAUCAUAUAAUAAUAAUAAAUUAGAUACAUGCAUCAUAAUGAAGGUGCAAUAAGUUAAAUCAAAUUCUAUCCAUAAUCAAUAACUACAAUUGGUACUAUCAAUUCAAAUGGCAGCUUUACAAUGCUUUCCUUCAUAAACAUAAUAUCUGAUGAAUUGAAAAUAUUAUGUAAAAUAAGUGUUCCUAAUCAAAUAUUAAAUUGCUUUGAUUGGUGUCCUUGCAAAGAAUCUAAAAUAUCUGUUGGAGAUUAAGAAGGGAAUAUUUAUAUCAUUGAAAUUAAAGGUGAAAACUUUUUAAUUAUCAAUUUUUUUGAAUCAUAUCAUAUGGGAAUUAUUAAAGAUCUUUAAUUUUAUAUUCAUAAUGAUAAUAACUCUCCUUUAUUAUUAAGUGGAGGUUAUGAUGGUAAUCUUAAAAUAAUUAAUCCUUCUAAUUCUUAAGAAAUAUUCAAUAGACAUAUAACAUCAAAGGGAAUAUCAUAAGUUAAAUGGGAUAGAGGUGGAAAAUUUAUAUUAUGUAUUAAUGAUGAUCCAAAUCAAAAAGCUUUAAUGUUUUGUUUCUUUUCUAUUAUAAAAAAAGAUUCAAUUCAAGUUCUAUAGAAUGUUGAAAAAAGACUUAUACAGCCAUUAACUGGUGAUGAUGAGACUCAAGUAAAUAUUAAAUUUUAUUUAGAGCUGUGCAUUUAAUCCAUUCCAUCAUAAGAUCUAUUUUGCAUCAUAGAAUGGAACUAUCUAUGGAGCAGAUAUUGAAUAAAUUAGAAAAUAAGCUAUAAAAAAAGAGAAGAAAUAAACAUAUUAAUCAGCAGUAGUUCAUUUUGGUUAAGUUCUUUUAGAAAAUAACACAAUUUCAUACAUAACAUCGAAAACUUCAGGAAACUACAAGAAACCUAUUUAGGUAUUUCUAAUAUUCAAAUUUAGUAUUAUGAUUGGAGUUAAGGGUAUCAUUUUAUAGAUGUAGACGAAUCAGGAAAUUUAAUUUUGGGAAACAUUCUAGGAGUUUUAAUUAUGUUAUGA
Messenger RNA from Paramecium pentaurelia, 1687 nucleotides. The record is from the annotation of a GenBank genome assembly. Lineage: Eukaryota; Ciliophora; Oligohymenophorea; Peniculida; Parameciidae.